AUGGGUGCUGUACGUUGUCGACACCUUCGCGGUGUAGCGAGCAUCGGGUUGAUCGUUCUUUUCGCACUCUGCACCGAAACCAGCGGGAAAAUAUUCGAAAAGUGUCCCCUCGCUAGAACAAUGGAGCGCGGGCAAAUCUCGUCGCGAUCGCUGAUCUCCAACUGGGUUUGCCUUGUGAUGGCCGAAAGCGGUGGUGACACCACGAAAAAGACGAUCCAUGAAAAUGAAUCCACCAGCUACGGUGUGUUCCAGAUCAACAGCAAAACCUGGUGCCGAGAGGGACGCAAAGGAGGCCGCUGCAACAAAAAAUGCGAAGACUUCAUCGACGACGACAUCAGUGACGAUAUCGAGUGUGCGAAGGUGAUCUACGUAGAUGGCGGAUUUGGCGCCUGGAAGGGUUGGGUCAACCGGUGUAAGCAGAAGACCCUACCGGAUCUGUCAUCGUGCUGGAACUAGACACGGAAGUAAGCCUUCCACUGGGGCUUGUGAAGUUGUAGAAUAGUGCGAAUAAAGCAAUGGCGGCAACAAAA
Anopheles nili is the source of this 530-nucleotide messenger RNA. RefSeq names its product lysozyme c-1-like. The record is from RefSeq and is a predicted model, not a curated record. The transcript has 4 exons. The coding region runs from base 1 to 456 and encodes 151 amino acids. NCBI's taxonomy places the organism in Eukaryota, Metazoa, Arthropoda, Insecta, Diptera, Culicidae. Gene Ontology annotation, molecular function: lysozyme activity.